Molecule: messenger RNA, 971 nt
Organism: Galdieria sulphuraria
Lineage: Eukaryota; Rhodophyta; Bangiophyceae; Galdieriales; Galdieriaceae
Exons: 3
Coding region: 36-950 (304 amino acids)
Source: RefSeq, a predicted model, not a curated record
AAAUUCCCGUUGAGUUACAUUGAGUUGCUUCCGUUAUGGAGGAAUCCACCGUUCAAGCGCCUUCUAAGAGACGUUGCUCAGUUUAUGAAGUAGAUGGUUUUCGGUUUCGUAGAAAGAAAAAGAGAACAACGGAGUCAUCCUUCGUUGAACCCAUACAAAAAGAAGUAUCUAAUUCCGACUCUUGUGGCCAUGUCAACGACGACUUGAACAAUGAAGAAAAGGAAAACAAGCUAAAUGUAGCAACUGUCCCUAUUAAGUCACGUGAAACAGUUUCUCUUGCGAAACAGGAAGAAAAGACCAAAAAAUUGUACUGUGAAAGCAUAUCAAAGGAUCAAAGCGAAGAACAAAGGCUUAAAGCAUUAUGUGAAGCCGUUUGGACAGAAAUCUACAAAGAAGCGAUAGAAGAAAAGUUGCCAGAGAAGGGUACUUCACUUCGAGUGUUGGAAGACGUAAGAGUUGCAUUUCUUGACCAGUUAACAUGGUAUUUGGAUAAUCCAGAACAAAGAAGCAAAACAGUUUCAGAAAUCUCUCGACCCAAUCCAAUCAAUUUAGAACUCGAAGUCAAAAUCAAAUCUUUGGAACAUGACCUGAACUGCUAUUGCAACGAACUUCUUGGUUGGAGUAAUGCUAAAUCUAUUUUAGAGGAACCAGCUAAAGACAACAAGUCAAAUGAAACUGCCUUUUCAAUUGAAGAAAGAGCCAAGAAGAUAGCAGUCAGUUUGUCCUCUCCAUAUCAGCCACAAUUAACAAGACUGAUCAAGGAAGCUACAGUUUGUUUGGACAUCAAUUUUACAGAGUUGUUGGAAAUUUGUCGUAUAGUUCUAACAUUUAAGAACCAAACUGCAGAAAGGAUAAAGAAUCUGAACCAAUGGAUAUAUCAUUGCUCCUUUGCAGGACUCCCAGAUAUGGGCAAUCCUAAGAAGCUUCUCAAAACGAUGUCUUUGCAAUGACAAGAUUAUUAUCGACUCAAC